Molecule: messenger RNA, 358 nt
Organism: Racocetra persica
Lineage: Eukaryota; Fungi; Glomeromycota; Glomeromycetes; Diversisporales; Gigasporaceae
Source: the annotation of a GenBank genome assembly
AUGUGUGAAAUUCCUGAUCCCAAAUUUUUAAUAACUUAUUUAUUACAAAGAUAUACCACCUUUACACAUUAUUCACCUUUAGGAAUAUAUUUUGCUAACCUCUACAACUUAUAUAUUGAUACUGACUACCAAGUAGAAGAUUUAAUUAAUCCACCUGAAGAGUUAGAACCACUUGAAACUUUAUAUAUUUCUAAUAGUAGCCUCCAAUUAACCCAAUAUUUUGACCCUACUAAUAUUACUUACUUAGAAGAUAGUUCUUUUAGUAAAGAAUCUAUAUCAUAUCAAUUACCUAUUAAUACUUCCCCACCUGAGUCUGUAGUUUUAAAUCCUAAUUUUAGUAUACCUCGUGAAUCAUUUG